Messenger RNA from Colletotrichum acutatum, 3663 nucleotides. Its product is annotated as MIF4G domain-containing protein. The transcript has 7 exons. Gene Ontology annotation, cellular component: cytoplasm; exon-exon junction complex. The coding region runs from base 1 to 3663 and encodes 1220 amino acids. Lineage: Eukaryota; Fungi; Ascomycota; Sordariomycetes; Glomerellales; Glomerellaceae. The record is from RefSeq and is a predicted model, not a curated record. Gene Ontology annotation, biological process: nuclear-transcribed mRNA catabolic process, nonsense-mediated decay. Gene Ontology annotation, molecular function: RNA binding; protein binding.
AUGGAUCGUGCCAGGAAGCGUGAAUUGCGCUCCUUGAAUACCCGCGCUUGGGAUGGCGAGCAAGAUCUGUUUGCUGUCAGCAAAUCUCUCGAUUCAUCUCUCAAGAAGAAUACCGCCUUCAUCAAGCGCCUUCGAACCGCCGUAUCAGCCGCGACCCUAAACACCUUCCUCCAAGAGAUCCGCACCCUCAGCCUGCACAAGUACCUCUCCGAAAUCGUCUCUGCCUGCUUCGAGGGCCUAUGCAGACUCAAGUCCCCCGGCGAGAUCGAAGCCGGCGUCGAAAUCGUCAGCGCUCUACACCAGCGCUUUGGUCCCAGCGAGUUUACCGAAUACCUAGGAUGGCUGCUUGGGAAGGGAAUGGCAACGCCCGACAAGAGCUUGCUCAAGUCGUUGACACCCGAGGUUCGCGAGAAGGAGGAGAAAGAGCGCUUGACGCGCCAGCGUGUGCUCUUGCGCAUUGUCACCGAGCUUUGGCUUGUUGAUGUUCUGCGAACUCUCGAUGACGUUACAAGACCAGACGAUGCCACCAAGGGUGCUACGGGCAAGGUCGCUGAGCUGAAGCCUAGAGCGCAGGCAAACAGGAGCGGUGCUACCGAGCCCUUCCCGCUCGAGGUACUGAAGGAUCUGCUUGGCCAUGAUCGGGAACACGUAAACCUGCCUCUACUCGUCAUCUUCGUAAAGGCCUUCAGCUGGGAUAUCUUGGGCGUCAAGUCUACGGCUGCCGAGGGACGAAAGACAGUUGAGGAGGACGGCGCGACCAAGACUGCGAACGGAAUUGCGCACGGAGAGAGUGGCGGCGAAGACCAAGUUAUCGACACCGAAGAUCAGCCGUUCACGCCUCCUGAGCUCCAGGAGAAGUUCAAGACUAUCCUUAAAAAGUACUUUGAGGACGUCAAGAGCCAUGUCGUUCGAGACCAAAAAUCGAUCCAUUCUCAAGCUCGCCGCAAUGCUGAGGCCUACGUCAAGUCGGGCGAAGUCUUUGAAGAUCGCCAGGCCAACUUUGAAAAGCAAAUGAAGGCCCAGGAGCGGCUGGUAGCCAAUGCCCAGGCCAUCGCUGACGCCAUUGGCGCUGAUAUGCCUGAUCUCAAGGAGAGCGAUGACUCGUUGGCCAACACCAAUGGCUCAAUCGGUCUGGUCAAGGCCGGCGACUAUCUUCGUGGCCUUGGUGACGGUGCUGGUAUUUGGGAAGACGAAGAUGAGCGACGCUUCUACGAAAAUCUCGUCGACCUGAAGGGCAAAGUUCCGGGCAUUCUUUUGGACGACGGUAAGAAGAAGAAGUCCGAUAACGAGGAGCAAGUGGGCAGGAAAGUAGAAGUUACCGAUGCACCGGAAACUCCCAAAGUCCCGGACGCAGCCGAAGACCAGUCCACCUCCAUUGCCAACAAGACGAUUGGCGCUCAGGUGGACGCAGUGUUGGCUCGCUUGCCAGAUCUCACCAACAAGGACGUGAUUGACCAAGCCGCUAUCGACUUCUGCUAUCUCAACUCGAAAGCCUCUCGCAACAGACUGAUCAAGGCUUUGACUGAAGUCCCCAAAGGUCGCGGCGACCUGUUGCCGUCAUGGGCCAGGCUCGCUGCCACUCUGGGCAGAUACAUGCCGGAUAUCCCCAAAGGUCUCGUCGACUAUCUUGAUGCCGAGUUUCGCAGUCUGCAGAGACGAAAGGACAAAGACUUCCUGGGCCAAGUACGCUUGAGCAAUAUUCGCUACCUUGCUGAAUUGACCAAAUUUGGCAUCGUCCCGGAGCAUGUUGUGUUUCAUUGUCUCAAGGUCAGCCUCGACGACUUCUCUAGGAUGAACAUCGAGAUCAUCUGCAAUCUCUUAGAGAACUGCGGGCGAUACCUCCUGCGGAACCCGGAGACUUCACCACGCAUGGCAACCUUUCUCGAGACAUUGCAACGCAAGAAGUCUGUCCAGCACAUUGGCCAAGCCGAACGCAUGCUCAUUGAGAACGCCGUCUACUACGUUGACCCUCCUGACCGGCCAGCCAUUCAACAAAAGGAGCGCACUCCCAUGGAGCUGUUUAUUCGCAAGUUGAUCUAUAUGGAUAUGACUAAGCGUAAUUACAGUAAGGUCUUGAAGCAGAUUCGCAGACUCCACUGGGAGGAGGCCGAGGUCGUCACCAUUCUUGAAAAGGUUUUCUCCAAGCCGGGCAAAGUCAAGUACGGCAAUAUCCAUCUUCUCGCAAUUCUCCUCAGCGCAAUCUACCGGUACCACCCAGCUUUCGUUGUCAGGGUUAUUGACACUGUCAUGGAGUCGAUCAGCUUCGGGCUGGAGCAGAACGACUUCAAGUUCUACCAGCGAAGGAUUUCUGAGGUCAAGUACAUUGGUGAACUCUACAACUACCGAAUGGUUGAGCAUCCGGUCGUCUUCGACACCAUGUACAAGAUCAUGACUUUUGGCCAUGGUGGUCCGCCCAUUCCUGGUCGACUGAAUCAUUUUGAUUUGCCCGAUGAUUUCUUCCGUAUUCGUCUGAUUGCGACUAUCUUGGAGACCUGUGGCAUGUACUUUGCCAAGGGUGCGGCUGGCAAGAAGUUGGACUACUUCUUGUCGUUCUUCCAGUACUAUAUCUACACCAAGCAGUCGCUGCCCAUGGAUAUCGAGUUCAUUGUUCAAGACACUUUCGCCCUUACACGACCGCAGUGGAAAUUGGCAACUAACCUCGAAGAGGCUUCCAAAGCAUUCCAACUUGCCAUAGCUCAGGACCAAAAGGUUUCGGGAGCUGACAAGACGCUCGAGGCCGAUGAUGCAUCCAUUGGGUCAUCUUCGGACGAUGAGGAUGGAGAUGAACACUUGCCUGAGCCCGAAGCUGACGAAGAAGAGUCUGGUUCCGACGAAGAUGCCGAAGAUAACGACGUCGACAUGUCUCACGCUGACUCCGACAGCGAGGAUGAGGCCAUCGUGGUUACUCGUCAGCAGGAACAAGUUGAUCCGGAAGCCGAGGCCGAGUUUGAACGUGAAUACGCUAAGAUGAUGGCCGAGAGUCUGGAAUCUCGAAAGUUCGAGCGCAAACCCUUGUUCGACGUGCCACUGCCCGUCCGCGGCAAAAGCAAGGAUCCAGCAACAGCAGCCGACCCUGGAGAUACUGGUGUCCCCACUCCAAGUAGCACCAUGGCCUUUUCGCUCUUGACGAAGAAGGGCAACCGGCAGCAGACGCGGACCGUGGAACUUCCUUCCGACUCAACAUUUGCUGUGGCUAUGAAAACUCAGCAACAAGCCGAAAGAGAGGAGCAGCAACGCAUCAAGAACCUUGUGUUGAACUAUGAUCUUCGCGAGAGCGAGGACCAGGAUGGUAACGACUGCCCAAAACCAAUUAAAGGACACCUAGAUAUUCACAUCCCCCAAGCAGGCCACGAGAAGCCAACUUCCUAUCACCACAAUCGAACAGAUCGCGGAAAAGACCGUGGCGGACAACGGGUUCGCAAGCUUCAGCUAAGUGACGUUGAUUGGUAUGAGUCAUCAACCAAGCGUGGAAACUAUUUUGCGCGGGCGCAUCCUCCUCGCUCCGACUGGGACGUAGAAGCUGGUAACGAUGUAGAGCAAUCAGAGACUUCUCCAACACAUCGUCACGGCACUGUUCACAAGCGUCACAUGUCGGCCAUGCAUUCUACGCCCAGACCAGGAGAUCGGAAGGAACAGCCUCGCCGGGUUCGCAAGUGCCAGUAG